Molecule: messenger RNA, 1701 nt
Organism: Cricetulus griseus (Chinese hamster)
Lineage: Eukaryota; Metazoa; Chordata; Mammalia; Rodentia; Cricetidae
Source: RefSeq, a predicted model, not a curated record
AUGGAGUGGGAAAAACUGAUCCCCAAUGUGGAGGGGACAAAGGUGAGUCAGGUGGUCUGGAGCUGGGUGACGAAGACCCAGCCAGGUAUUCCGGGACCUGCAUGGGGUGGAACUGCCUGCUGCAGACCUGGGUGUGGAGAACACGACUGUGCAGCAGGGACCCGAGAACUCAGGAGCGCCAGUGAUCGCGCAGUGCGGCCCUGGAAAGUCAGCAGUCAGCAGCGCAGUGGUGGGAACCGCAGCCCGGCGGCCCUGGAAGCUCCCAGGGGAGAGGAGCUGCGGGGCUGGGACCUGGGAGGGAGGGAGCGGGAAGCCGGCUCCGAGAUUUGCUGUGGAUGUUUUUCCUUGGCGUUUUUUAGAUCAUAUGGAAUAAGCGGUGUGUUGACAUUCAGUGAUGUAGCAGUGAACUUCUCCCAGGAGGAGUGGGAAUGCCUGGACUCUGGUCAGAGGGCUUUGUACAUUGAUGUGAUGUUGGAGAAUUACAGCAACCUGCUGUCUGUGGAGAACUAUUACAAGUGUGAUUCUGUCCAUCAGCAUGUGAAAACUGAAAAGGAGUCUUGUCAGUGUAAUGAGCCUGGAAAAGUGCUUCGUGACCCCUCCACAUGUGCACUUUAUAGAACAAGUGAAACUACAGAAAAUUCUAAUAAUUACACAUUCAGUAACCACAGGGAUGCCUCUGAUGACUCAUCAAACCCAGACAGACAUGAAAGCAUGCAAAAUGCAGGAGAACCUUGCCGAUCUAAAGACAGUGAGGAAUCUUUAAAUUUGUGUUCUGACAUUCUUCAAGAUCAGACAGUCUACAUUGCAAAAAAAGAGCACAGGCAGGAAGAAGGUGAGGACUCUUUGAGCUCUGUAUACAGUCUUGUGCAACACCCAAUCUACAUUGAAGAAAAUCCACACCAGUGUGGGAAAUACAAGAAAUGCUUCAGGACUGCUUGCUAUCUCACGGAUCAUGAAAGAAUUCCUACUGGAAUUAAACAUUGCCAGAGCAACAUUAGUGAAAAAUCAUUCACCCAGCAUUCCAGUUGUAAAAUACACCAAAGCCUUCAUUCGUUGGAGAAACCUUACAUAUGUAUGGAAAGUGACAAGUCCUUAACUUGGAAUUUGCAGUUUAGAAGACAUAAGACAGUUCAUACUGGAGAGAGACCUUACAAUUGUAUGGAAUGCAACAAGUCCUUUAUCUGGAACUCACAACUUAGAACACAUCAGAGAGUUCACACUGGAGAGAGACCUUACAAAUGUCUGGAAUGUGACAAGUCCUUUAGCUGUAACUCAAAACUUAGAAGACAUCAGAGAGUUCAUACUGGAGAGAGACCUUACAAAUGUCUGGAAUGUGACAAGUCCUUUACCCGGAACUCACAACUUAGAACACAUCAGAGAGUUCACUCGGGAGACAGACCUUACAAGUGUAUGGAAUGUGAUAUAUCCUUUACCAGGAAUUCAGAACUUAGAAAACAUCAGAGAGUUCACACUGGAGAGAGACCUUACAAAUGCAAAGAAUGUGACAAGUCCUUUACCCGGAACUCACAACUUAGAGCACAUCAGAGAGUUCACACUGGGGAAAAACCUUAUAAAUGUCUGGAAUGUGACAAGUCCUUUACCUGGGAUUCAGAUCUUAGAAAUCACCAGAGAGUUCAUACUGGAGAGAGACCUUACAAAUGCAAAGAAUGUGACAAGUCCUUUUCCCAGAACUCACAUCUU